Messenger RNA from Diversispora eburnea, 963 nucleotides. The record is from the annotation of a GenBank genome assembly. Lineage: Eukaryota; Fungi; Glomeromycota; Glomeromycetes; Diversisporales; Diversisporaceae.
AUGAGUGACGAUUUGAUAGAAGAGACCGUUAAGGACAAAAGCACUCUUAACGACUUAGCAGAAUUCACUAUUUCUGAAACAAUUGGCUCCGGAGGUUGUGGUACAGUAGUAAAAGCUUAUUGGAAAAGAAAAGGGUUAACAGUUGCUUUAAAGAGCUUAUACAUCGGAAAUAAUAGCGUUAGAGAAUUUAUUAAAGAACAUGCAGAUGGAGGAAACUUACGAGAUUAUUUAGCUAAAAACUUUAAAAAUCUCGAAUGGAAAGAUAAAAUACGGAUUGCAAGAGAAAUUGCGCAAGGACUUACCUUUUUACAUGAUUUAAAGGUCGUUCAUAGGGAUCUUCACCCUAAGAAUAUCUUGGUACACCAAGGUACAAUGAUGAUAGCAGACUUUGGUAUAUCAAAAAAAGAUGACAUUUCAACAUGGUCCACUCGUGCAGCUCAAGGGAUACCUGCGUUCAUAGAACCGAAAUAUUUGGCAGACGGUACUUAUAAACGUAACGAGAAGUCUGAUAUCUACAGUUAUGGAGUUGUCUUAUGGGAAAUAUCAAGUGGUCGUCCUCCCUUUGAAAAUCUGAUGCCAUUUGAAAUGAUAAUUCGAAUACAUCAAGGUCUGAGAGAAACCCCAGUAGAAGAUACGCUGAAAGAUUAUGAAGAUUUAUAUAAAUAUUGUUGGGAUCAAGAACCUUCUGAAAGGCCUGAUAUUAUGAAAGUAUUUGACAAAUUGGAGGAAAUAAUGGAGAAAUUAAAUGUUGAAACAGAAACAGACGAUGUAGACAAAUUACAUGAAAUAGACCCGGAUCAUAAUAAUUUUGAUGCAGAAGAUCUGACAGACGAAGUGAGCUCUAAUACAUCAAGUUCUGGUACUGGUAUUACUCCAAUCCCCCCUCAAUCAGGUACUGGUAUUACUUCAAUCCCCCCUCAAUCAGGUACUGGCACAGAAAUCCUUUUGGUAGAAUUUUUAUAA